AUGACGAGCGAAUUACUAAAAUUGCUAAAGCAGAUCCAAAGGGAACGCGAUUUCAAUACAAUCGCAAUUUCCCAGACAUCAACAGAGGAAUGUCCUUUUAAUAGACUUCUGAAGGAAAUAACGUUACCUGCGGUGAUUCUAAACAAGGGUUUGGCGUAUACUUACAAGGCGCAAUUCUCAAAAGAGCUACUGAUUCUGCUCUGCCUACAGCAAUCAAGUGUAGCUGCUAGAUUAGCAGAGCUCAGUGUAUUCCGAGGCUUGAAGCAAACUCGCAUAGUGGCUUAUGCGCCACAUGCAACCGAUCUUGACCUGGUACAAAAAGAUUGCCUCGACGCUAUGGCCAAUGACAUAUACAAUGUUUUAAUAAUUCAAAAGGAUUUCAGUGAGACCCAAAACUACCACACUUGCAACAAAUUUCCGCUGGAUGCGCCUCGCUACAAACAGAAAAGUCUUCAUCUCCUAGACGCUCCAAGCGCCAUCUUCGAACACCAAUUUCGCAAUAUGUACGGUACGCCAAUAUUAACUUUUCCCACUCAACUUGAACCGUUCACCAUGUUGUACUAUAAGGCGGAUGGAAAAUUGGAGCUGGAAGGAUACUUGGGUAGAGCACUAAAAGCUUUUGCAAACAGAUGUAAUACGACGCUAUUUAUAAAUGGCCCCUACCAGCUGGGCCAAAGCGUUCAUUUUGGCGUACUGCAGGAGCUCGCGGAGAACGGCACCGUCGAUGUAGCCGCUGGCAUGGUAUUUGUGAAACCAAAUGACGAGUUAGAAAAGUUGUCGUAUCCAGUACAGCUGCUGGAUUUUUGCUACAUGGUGCCACUAAAAAGUGUGCCUAUAAGUGAGCUAUUCAUUGGCAUCGUACCAAUUCCAAUGCUCUUUUGCAUCUUCGUAUUCAUUGUUGUUUUCGCUGCACUACUCACUCACCUCGAUAAACGCAAACAAAUCAGCUUUAUCAACCUUUUUCUGAAUGAUCAAAGCAUUCGCGGCAUGCUGAGCCAGUCUUUUGUGAUCGCCGCUAAACCGAGCGUUAAAACCAAGUUCGUCGUAUUUUUGCUGUGCUAUAUGAGCAUCAUUACUAACACCACUUAUCAAGCUUACCUGCAGUCCUUUCUCACCCAUCCUCCUCUUCUACCGAUGCAUCAUAGUUACGAAGACUUGGAAGCUGCUGGUUUGACCAUUUUAUUUGCUGAGCCUGAUGUGCCAAUCAUAAAAGGAAAUAAAAACCUCUUGGAGCACUUUCAUCAAUUCAAAAUUUCCAAAUACGAAGAUUGGGUGAAGCUCCGUGCACGCAUGAAUACAAAAUAUAACCAUGUUCUGCUGCCUGCCCAUCCGUACGGAUCUGCCAUAUCGUGA
This is a messenger RNA of Rhagoletis zephyria (snowberry fruit fly), 1353 nucleotides long. RefSeq lists its product as uncharacterized. The record is from RefSeq and is a predicted model, not a curated record. Lineage: Eukaryota; Metazoa; Arthropoda; Insecta; Diptera; Tephritidae.